This is a messenger RNA of Meira miltonrushii, 1259 nucleotides long. RefSeq lists its product as uncharacterized. Gene Ontology annotation, molecular function: single-stranded DNA endonuclease activity; nucleic acid binding; RNA endonuclease activity. Bases 83 to 1189 code for a protein of 368 amino acids. Gene Ontology annotation, cellular component: mitochondrial inner membrane; nucleus. The record is from RefSeq and is a predicted model, not a curated record. The transcript has a single exon. Lineage: Eukaryota; Fungi; Basidiomycota; Exobasidiomycetes; Exobasidiales; Brachybasidiaceae. Gene Ontology annotation, biological process: apoptotic DNA fragmentation.
CCCAAUGCCAAACACUCUUAAGAUGACCAAAUAUAAACCUUUUGAGGUCUUAUAGCAUCACUUUCAUCACCAAGAAACGGCAAUGUCAGCUUCGGCAGUCUCAGCUGGUUUGUUUGUUGGCGGUGUGGCAGUAGGGGCAACUGGGGCAUGGUUAUUGCAAAAACCGGAGCAUAACAAGCCGAUUGUUGGUGUUGCACAAGCAUCAAUACCCAAUCAUUCUACUUCUACCCCUUCCCCUUCUUCUGAAAGUGACAUUCGUCUAAUACACGGUAAUCCAGGACCUGUUGCGGAUUUUCUUCGUCAUGUUUCUUAUAUUAGCGCAUACGAUCGAAUGCACAAACAUCCUCAUUGGACAGCCGAACAUAUCACUGCAGCCCAUUUAAGACCACCUCUUUCGGACGGAGGAGGUGGGAAAGGAGAUCGAAGUAGAAGUGUUUUCAAAGAAGAUGAUCGAAUUCCGCUUUUGUUCAGAAGUAAAAAUUCAGAUUAUUUUCGUUCAGGAUACGAUCGUGGUCAUAUGGUUCCUGCAGCUGAUUCAAAAAUUUCUCAAAUUGCAAUGGAUGAAACAUUUUUAUUGAGUAAUAUUGCACCACAAAUUGGUGAAGGUUUUAAUAGAGAUUAUUGGGCUCAUUUGGAAGAUUACGUUAGAAGAUUAACAACCAAGUUUGAAAAUUUAUACGUUUUCACAAUUCCACUUUAUUUGCCAAGAUUACAAUCAGACGGUAAAUGGAGAGUGAAUUAUGAAGUUAUAGGAGAUCCUCCUUCGGUUUCCGUUCCAACUCAUUUUGCAAAAGUCAUUUACGCUCAAGGUAGACCGGGUGAUCGUAGCACGCCAACAACAUCUACUUCUCCCGCUUUGCCUGCUACCAAUCCAGGAUCAAAUAAUAGCCUUUUGGGAAAAGUCGGAUUGAGUGGAUCUUCUUCCAAUUGGACAGCAUUGGGCGCAUUCGUUUUACCAAACGCAAUCAUUCCAAACGAACAACCGUUAAAGAGCUUUUUGGUUCCCGUCGAAGCUGUUGAAAGGGCUGCCGGCUUGAUGCUCUUCCCUCCUGCAACGAAAACCAAUACACCUUCUUUGUGUGAUGUGACUGAUUGUCAAAUCAUCGUACGUGAUUUCAGUGACCGUAAUAAACAACAGCAACAACAGCAACAAACCAGAAAUGCAUCACUACCAACACCUUCCCGUUAAUCUAUACUCUUGUACUUAUACUAGCACACAUUAUUAAUAUAAAAGCGAUUACGAUCGAAUUAGAAUGGCA